Messenger RNA from Opisthorchis viverrini, 624 nucleotides. RefSeq lists its product as hypothetical. The record is from RefSeq and is a predicted model, not a curated record. Lineage: Eukaryota; Metazoa; Platyhelminthes; Trematoda; Opisthorchiida; Opisthorchiidae. The transcript is spliced from 5 exons. The annotation marks the transcript as partial.
AUGGCUUGGCAGAAAGGCGUGAAGGAGAUCAUUAAGAGUUUGGGUGUUGUUGGUGUUGUGCGACUUCCAGGAUGGGGUCCCCGUGACCCCGUCUGUGCUUGGCUGGAGACGUUGCAAGAAAUCGCGGCUAAUCGAUUCGGGCGGUUCCAUCGGUUGCUCCGUAGUACUGUAUCCCAUCCGCCGGUGCACACCUAUAGAAAAGUCGUGGUGGCUGUGUUUCCCCUAAUUUAUUUACUUCUCACCAGACAGACCGUAAUGAACUGCUCCGAUGCCGCGAUCACUGGCUUCCGUUGCAACAAUGAACAUUUCUCCGAACCUGAGCAGAUGAGCGAGAUGUACAUUAACCAACUACCAUCAAAGCAAACGCAACAUCAUGGCAACAUCAAUGAAUUCGUUGAAGAACCGACCAAAUCGAGGAAGGUGCCAGGCCAACGACCACUGCUUGGCAGCGUCUACAUCCAUUUGGAGGGCACUGGCGUUGGAAUUCCGGGAUUUCAAGUCGUCCGCAAAAAGUUAACAUGGAUUCGCAAGAACGUCUGGGAGGUGGUUGACGUAGAUCAGAAAGAAGAGUGGUCCCAGGACGGAGCCUUGAGGAACUCCGAUGGAAACCGGCGCUGGAGAGGA